Ctenopharyngodon idella (grass carp) is the source of this 710-nucleotide messenger RNA. RefSeq names its product NADH:ubiquinone oxidoreductase subunit AB1b (gene ndufab1b). The transcript has 5 exons. Gene Ontology annotation, molecular function: acyl carrier activity; acyl binding. Bases 41 to 514 code for a protein of 157 amino acids. NCBI's taxonomy places the organism in Eukaryota, Metazoa, Chordata, Actinopteri, Cypriniformes, Xenocyprididae. Gene Ontology annotation, cellular component: mitochondrion. Gene Ontology annotation, biological process: fatty acid biosynthetic process. The record is from RefSeq and is a predicted model, not a curated record.
CAGUUUGUCGCAGUGAAUUGUGGGAUAGAAAUUCACAGACAUGGCGUCCCGUGCGCUUGCACACUGUAUGCGCUCCGUCGCUCGCGCCUCUGCAAGGUUAAAUCAUGGCAACGUGCUAACAAGAUCCGCCUGCGCGCCGCUAGCCUCAAACCAGCGCGCGCUCUCUGUCCUUUCAUGCGGCCAGCGGACGAGGUGGACUGACCUAGUGCGGAUUUCAGACCCGUCUGUUCAUCUGUGUCGGCAUUACGGUGAUCUUCCACCCCUCACUUUAGAGAACAUCAAAGACCGUGUUAUGUACGUCCUUAAACUGUAUGAUAAGAUCAAUCCAGAUAAGCUUCAAACAUCGUCUCAUUUCAUGAAAGACCUGGGGCUGGACAGCUUGGACCAGGUGGAGAUUAUAAUGGCUAUGGAAGAUGAGUUCGGAUUUGAGAUCCCAGAUGCAGAGGCGGAGAAGCUUAUGACUCCUGAGGAGAUCGUACAGUACAUUGCAGAUAAAAAAGAUGUGUGUGAAUAGAGGCAAGAUUGACUCUGUAUUAAACAAUAUGGAUGUGGAUCAGCUGUAUCCACUCUGUGUCCAGUUUCUAUCAUACUGUUUUCUGUCUCUUGGAUAUGGAGUCAACUGCCUUGUCAUGUGUAUCAUUGUAUUUAAUGAAAAUGUCACUAAACUCUUGGGAACUUGAGCUGAAAAUAAAGCCAAGACUAAAGUGUAA